Messenger RNA from Malus domestica (apple), 1562 nucleotides. Its product is annotated as cell division protein FtsZ homolog 1, chloroplastic-like. Gene Ontology annotation, biological process: chloroplast fission; microtubule-based process; cell division. The record is from RefSeq and is a predicted model, not a curated record. Lineage: Eukaryota; Viridiplantae; Streptophyta; Magnoliopsida; Rosales; Rosaceae. Gene Ontology annotation, cellular component: microtubule; chloroplast; cytoplasm. Gene Ontology annotation, molecular function: GTP binding; GTPase activity.
AACGGUUCAAUUUCUAAUUUUGUAAAACCCUAAAAAAACCAAAAGCCCCCAUUUGUAUAUCUGUGAAAGUAAGACACUGAGAAGCAAACAUGAAAACGACGAUGGCUGCAUGGAAGAACCCGAACGAGCUAAUCUGGACGACGUCGUCCUCAAUUCCCGCAGCAUUUCACCACCACAAGCCACUGCCUUCCCUCAGAACGUGCAUUCCUCUGAGCAGCAAAAGAAGAAGCGCAUGGAAGCGUCACCGUUUCGGGGUUGUCAGCUGUUCCUUUGCUCCCAUGGAAUCGGCCAAGAUUAAGGUCGUUGGGGUCGGCGGAGGCGGCAACAAUGCUGUUAAUCGCAUGAUUGGCAGCGGUUUACAUGGUGUUGAUUUCUAUGCCAUAAACACGGAUUCUCAAGCGCUCUUGCAGUCUGCUGCCGAGUACCCGCUGCAGAUUGGGGAGCUUUUGACUCGUGGGCUAGGUACUGGUGGGAAUCCACUUUUGGGGGAGCAAGCGGCAGAAGAGUCAAAAGAGGCUAUUUCUAAUGCUCUAAAAGGCUCAGAUCUUGUCUUUAUAACAGCUGGGAUGGGCGGUGGAACAGGGUCUGGAGCUGCCCCUGUUGUUGCCCAGAUAUCCAAAGAGGCCGGUUGUUUGACUGUUGGUGUAGUUACCUACCCUUUCAGCUUUGAAGGGCGUAAAAGAUCAUUGCAGUCUGUGGAUUGGGGAGUAAUCGUACAUGCAUUCAUUGGCUUCUUCCAGGCAUUUGAGGCCAUUGAAAAGCUGCAGAAAAAUGUUGACACUCUAAUAGUGAUACCGAAUGAUCGCCUCCUUGAUAUUGCUGAUGAGCAGACACCCCUUCAAGAUGCUUUCCUUCUUGCUGAUGAUGUUUUACGUCAGGGAGUGCAAGGAAUUUCUGACAUAAUCACAAUACCCGGACUGGUAAAUGUGGAUUUUGCAGAUGUAAAGGCAGUCAUGAAAGACUCAGGAACUGCAAUGCUAGGAGUAGGUGUUUCCUCCAGCAAAAACCGUGCAGAAGAAGCAGCUGAACAGGCGACUUUAGCUCCUCUGAUUGGAUCUUCCAUUCAAUCAGCUACUGGUGUUGUGUAUAAUAUCACAGGAGGAAAGGACAUAACCCUGCAGGAAGUCAACAGAGUUUCUCAGGUCGUGACGAGUUUGGCAGAUCCUUCUGCAAACAUAAUAUUUGGGGCUGUUGUGGAUGACCGCUACACUGGAGAGAUUCAUGUGACUAUUAUUGCCACAGGGUUUUCACAGUCAUUUCAGAAGACACUACUAACAGACCCCAAGGCGGCAAGGCUGCUUGACAAGGUUGCAGGGGGUCAAGAAAGCAGGGGGAUUCCGCUUCCCCUCAAGUCCUCAACGUCGUCCUCUACCAUUUCAUCAAAACCGUCUCCGAGAAAACUUUUCUUUUAAUUCAGUUUGGUGUUUUUCUUGUGUCGUGCAUUUUGCCUUGUAAUGAUACUGAAGCUCCAGUCUAUGAGAUGUCAAUAUUUCAGUCCAAUCUAUGACAUUGCAACGUUUAAAACAUGAGGUAUGAGAUUGUGGUGUGACCCAUAGUUGGCA